Tachysurus fulvidraco (yellow catfish) is the source of this 1857-nucleotide messenger RNA. RefSeq lists its product as uncharacterized. The record is from RefSeq and is a predicted model, not a curated record. The transcript has 5 exons. Bases 458 to 1351 code for a protein of 297 amino acids. Lineage: Eukaryota; Metazoa; Chordata; Actinopteri; Siluriformes; Bagridae.
CGACCUCCUGGAGAGACACAGAAAAUAAAUCCUGCUGUUUAAUGGACAAAUACAGAAGUAACAAAUCUAUUUCAGUUUUCUGUUCACACACAGUUUCAUUUAGGUGGAUGAUCACUGUUGGUGCUUGAGGUCUUUAAAUGUCUGUCACAUGAUAUCGACCUCUCUCGACUUUAUACAUCAUCAUAUCUACUUCAGAGAUGUGGAACGUCUCCAUAUUAAUGUGCCUUUGGAAAGGGAGAUCGUAAUCAAAAUCAUGUCUGAUGGUCAAAUCUCCAGAUAAUUUGUCUGUACACUUUACUUCUGGGUCAAAACGGAUGUAUAAGAACAUGUGCGUGUGUUCAGAAGACCUCAACUUCCUGUCCUAACAGUUUGACACCCAUGGUGUGAGUUUGUAGAUAUUUUGGGUGUAUUGCUUUAUUCCAGGAAGUACUUUUAUUUCUCACACACUGAAGAAGAGAUGAAGAUGAUGCGCUUGGCUCUGAUUCUGCUCGUGCUGUCUGGUGUUUUCACCCAGGACAGUAAAUGGGGUGUGAAAUAUCCUGAUAAACCAAUCUGUGCUGUGAGAGGAUUCAGUGUCUCCAUUAACUGUAGUUAUUAUUAUCCACAAGGUCAGCAGGUGAUACAAAAGCUUUGGUGCUCGAGGAACUCAAACACAGGCCAAUGCAAAAACCCACCACAUGUUUAUAACAGCUCUUUAUACACCAAGUCAGACUUUAAGUUCACUGGAGACAACAAAUCAGACUGUACUUUAUUAAUCCACAAUGUACAGUUCAGUUAUUCUGGAGUUUACAAAUUCAGAUUUAUUACUGAUGUGGACAAAUGGACAGGUGAACCUGGAGCGACUCUACAAGUUACAGAUUUAAAGGUGUCACUAAUCAGACUCAGUGGAAACGGAACCCUUAAACAAGGAGACUCCUUAAAUCUGACAUGUGAUGUGAGCUGCACACACACUUCCUCACAGUUUGUGUGGUCUAAGAACAACCAGCGUUUAUAUACAUCAGGACUCGUUCUUCACUUUCCUGCUCUAACCCUGAGGGAUUCUGGGAAUUACACCUGCACUUGGGGAACCGGUGAGACGUCAGCAUCUGAAACCAUCAGCCUUCAUGUGGAGGAUGACGGCACUGAAAAUCCUGAACGUUGGUUGAUGUGGGUCAUUGUUGGUGUGACUGCCGGAGUGAUUGUCGUCAUCACAGGAGCUGUGAUUCACAAAAGGAGGAGUGUCCACACCGAGCAGAAGAACAAGGAUGAUUCUGGUACAUACAACAACAUCCAGAAGGAUGAGGAUGAUUCUGCAAUCUACACCAAUGUCCAGAAGGAUGAGGAUGAUUCUGCAAUCUACGCUAAUGUAUAAUAGAGUGAGCUGAUCACAGUUUCACACCUCAUGCUCAGUUAAAAAAUUUCCUCUUUGCCUUAAAAUAUUACACAAAACAUUUCCUGUAUGUUGCAUCUGCACUUCAUUUCAUGAUAGAUGGCUGUUUAAUGUGUUAAUGUUUCUAGUUUUGAUAACUUUAUGUUAGAUUUCUAUAAGAUUCUAUCAUUUUUUUGAUUUUUUUCCAACUAUAACAUUUAUACAGAUGUUUGAUGUUUUAUAUGUAAAUUAGAGUAGAAGUCUAUCCUCCUUUCUCCUGUAUUUUGUUCUUGAAGUGAGCUGCUACUCAACAGAACGCAGUACGCACUGAUUUGUCACUGAAAUGUUCAUGAAGUUUCUAGUUAAUAUAAAACUGAUACACAAAAAACCGAAACACAACCUGCAACACAACCAACACACACUUAUCUGUACACAUAGCAUAUUGAGUAAAUACUUCCAGCUUCUGUGUUAAACCACAUCUUUUACACUUCCAGAACAAUAAAAUUGUG